Pungitius pungitius (ninespine stickleback) is the source of this 675-nucleotide messenger RNA. RefSeq lists its product as uncharacterized. Gene Ontology annotation, molecular function: ATP hydrolysis activity; microtubule binding; ATP binding. Lineage: Eukaryota; Metazoa; Chordata; Actinopteri; Perciformes; Gasterosteidae. Gene Ontology annotation, cellular component: microtubule; kinesin complex. The transcript is spliced from 4 exons. Bases 1 to 675 code for a protein of 224 amino acids. Gene Ontology annotation, biological process: microtubule-based movement. The record is from RefSeq and is a predicted model, not a curated record.
AUGAUUGAGGAGAAUGUGGCUCUUGUCAAAGCACGAUACAAAGCAGACGGUCAGCAGAUGGACAAAGAAGACAUGAACCAAACAGAGGUUAUCCUGGGGCGAACCAUCGCUGUGGAGAAAAUAGAUGAUUACUCCGCCACUGUGGCGACACCUCGUGGGCCGAGGCAGUUUCAAUUUGACAUGAUGUUCCACGCUGAGGCUUCUCAAGGUCUCCACGUCUGUAUCUUUGCAUUUGGCCAAACGUGUUCAGGGAAGACUUACACCAUGGAGGGGAACAGAGAAAAAAACAACCCUGGGAUCAUGCCAACAUCUUUUAAUGCCAUAUUUGACAUCAUACAGGAGAACUUCCUCUUUUCUCUACACCCAUAUCCUUUACCUCGGGUUUUGGCCUACAUGCUGCAGUUGCACAGUGACAGGCUGCGGGACCUGUUUGUGAGCCCGGCUGGUGAGGCCCAGGCACAGCCCCGGUCCCAUAGUCCGGCAAGGCGGGUGGAGAUCAAGAGGAACAGAAAAGGGGCUGUGUUUGCCCAAGGAGCAGAGACAAAAGAGGCCUCCAGUGCCCAGGAGCUUUGCGCUCUGUUCCAGCAGGCCCGCGCCAACAGACACAUCGCUUCCACCAAGUCUGACGCAUGGGAGCAGCGGGAGGCCGAGCCUCGUGGACCUGGCCGGCCGUGA